Messenger RNA from Lolium rigidum, 426 nucleotides. Its product is annotated as dehydrin DHN1-like. The transcript is spliced from 2 exons. Gene Ontology annotation, biological process: response to water. The record is from RefSeq and is a predicted model, not a curated record. Bases 1 to 426 code for a protein of 141 amino acids. Lineage: Eukaryota; Viridiplantae; Streptophyta; Magnoliopsida; Poales; Poaceae.
AUGGAGUACCAGGGGCAGCACGGGCACGAAACCAACAAGGUGGAGGAGUACGGCAAGCCGGUGGCCGGGCACGGCGGCGUCACCGGAGGCCCCACCGGAACACACGGUGCUGCGGCCGGUGCCGCUGGCGGGCAGCUCCAGCCGAUGAAAGACGACCACAAGACCGACGGCGUCCUGCGCCGCUCCGGCAGCUCCAGCUCUAGCUCGUCCGAGGACGAUGGAGUGGGCGGGAGGAGGAAGAAGGGGAUGAAGGAGAAGAUCAAGGAGAAGCUCCCCGGAGGCGGCCACAAAGACACCGCCGAGCAGCAGCAGCAGACGGCUGUGGCCGGGGAGUACGCCGGUACGCACGGCGCCGAGGCCACCGGAGAGAAGAAGGGCGUCAUGGAGAAGAUCAAGGAGAAGCUCCCCGGCGGCGGGACGCACUGA